CCGCGCCGAGUCGGGCCGAAGCGGAGCCGCGCGAGACCAUUCGUACGCAACACGCGACCACGUCGGUUGCGCGGCGGACGCGCGUCCGGUUUCCUCUCACGCGGGUGUGCGAAAGGCUCGCCGGUCCGAACGAUUGUCGCUCGCGGUCGAGUGCGCGCGCGCGCGUAAACGCAAAAUGUGAUCGGUUGACUUUCCCGCUUCUUUUUUUCUCUCUCUCUCUUGAAGUCUCGCAUUCUUUCUUUCUCCUUUUCCCAGUCGGAGGCGAAGGAAGGGAGCGGCGCCGGCGAGGAUUUCACCUCGUGAGGACUCGAGGCCGAUAGCGAACAUGACACUUCCGUGAGGAGCUGAAGUUUCCGAUGGAGAACCAGGGUUACGAAGAGGAGCAGUCGCGCGUAGCAAAAGAACAGUCCACACUCGAGUUUCGCCGUCGCGAUCAGCAGCUUCGCGCGGACACGAUCGGCGCGAUCGAUGAUCCCGUUGUCGCAAGGACGACGACGCAUCCCGAGGGUCACGUGUACGAGGACAUCGCGAUCGACGCGGGGGCCGAUGCUCGCGAGCGGACGUCCGGCCUCGACGAAUCUCGAAACUCCGACCUCGAGGAACGCGGACCGAUCGAUUUCGCUAGGCAAGCUUGGAUCAACCGACCGCCGUCACCCGCGAUCGACAGUCCCUUCCAACGGAACUCGACGUUGUCCUCUUCGGCUAGGAUCAGCACGAAUCACGGCAGCACGACCACCUUGUCGCGAACGGCAUCCAAGUCAGGCGAAGAUGUUCCUGAGAGAGUCUUCGGCAAGUCCCGCGACCUCCCAGCACCUCCCCUCGCCGGAGAGAACGAAGAUUCGUCGCGAGGUGACACCCCGGUGACGCAGUCCGAUCGUCGAGCGAAUCGCAGACGCAGGAAGAAGGACUGCAAGCAUUGCAGGAGCAAAUUAGCCGACGCAGGCUCGUGCGAGAAGUUAGAUGAGCUGAUCGAUAGCAAAGACGCAAUUCUGAGGGAGAACCGAAACAAUCACAAGCAUCCGGACGCGUCCACUCUUUUAUUCCGGGAGUCGCUUCUGAGGACGCAGAACAUAAAGAUCUAUCCACUCGUGAGGACGAGUCUCCGGGAUAUCGAUGCCAAGAAAGGUUCAUCGACCGCGUUUCCCGCGUCCGAGUAUGGGGUGCAUACGGCGGGGAAUCCGAUCAGGUACCUGCUGAACACGGAGAACGAUAGGAUGCUGGGCAAAGUAGUGGAGGGUGCCCAGAACAAAAUACUGGGAGUGCCGGGGAAUGGGACCGAUAUGAGGAUUAACUCGAUAUACUCGCAGGAUCGCUGGUACGGCAAGGAGCCGCAGGUGUUCUAUACCGACGUCAAGAAUCCUUUUCAGAGGGCCUAUUCCCUACCGACGCGGACGCACACCCCGACCUCGCAGAAUCGCGUUAAUUUACGUCGAAGCGUCAGAAACGAGCCGCCACCGCAUCCGGCGCGCCUGGACAAGCACCGUCGCGGUUGGACGUUGCACCUGGCCCGUCCCCUGAAGGCAUCCGGAUGCUCGAGCCCGCUCAUACCCCUGCUGAUCGUCGUGCUGAUCCUGCUGGGGGUCGCGGGGGUCGCAUUGUACAUCGUCUUCGAACCCGAGAAGCUCCAGGUCAUUCAGCAAUACCUGAAGUCGUCGACGAGCAGGUUGACGGGGCAGAACGUUACUUCCGACGAACCGUCCGCGCCCAUGAUCCUGCACGACGAGUCAAAUCUGACGACCAACAUGACCAAGUUAACGUCGAUGACGGCGGAGAUCAUGGGCGCCCCUUUAAACGGCGAUCCGUCAUUUCCGGGAAGCACUUCGCCGCCGAGCGAAGGCGCGGAAACGGAAGCUGCGAGUCAGAACGUUAUUAAUGCAACGAGAUAUUGCGACGACUGCUUUCAGGACGAGGUGUGCGUCGCACUCGUCAACGAGGAAGUGCCGUCAUGCAGAAGCCCCCGGGAUCGCGACGAUCCUACCGGAUGUGCCGGUUUCUGCGUUGUCAAUAAGCAGAAGUGCCAUCGUCUCGACGUGGAUGCUUUCAGAUGCGUGGAGCUCGAGCACUAUUGCUUAGACAACGAGUGGACUUGCUCAAACACGGUAUGCAUCCCCUUAGAGAAGCACUGCGACGGGCAUAUGAAUUGCUACGACCAUUCGGACGAGUACAAUUGUGACUGCAAUCUGGAGACGCAUUUUCAGUGCGGUAACGAGACUUCCUGCCUUCCGUUGCAGAGGAGAUGCGACAGCAAGGUAGACUGCUGGGAUGCAACCGACGAGAUGAAUUGCACGUUAGGUCGUAAUCUUGAUUGGUCUUGCCUCUCGGACAACGAAAUUACUUGUAACAAUGGAGAAUGCAUACUGAAAGUUCGCUUUUGUGACGGGUUAGCAGACUGCAGCGACGGAUCGGAUGAGCCUGACGGAUGCGAAAUGCGAUGCAAUAAGCACGAAUUUACAUGCCAAAACAAGAGAUGUAUUGAGAAAGAAAUGAAGUGUAAUGGGAUUGACGAUUGCGGUGAUGGCUCGGAUGAGAGACACUGCAAAGACCGGUUUACUUACAAUUAGUAUUUACACAUGAAAGAAGACAUUGCCAAUCAGAGGAAGAUUAAAUGCAGUAUUUUAUACAAAUAAAUGUAAGUAAUGUAUAUAGCGUGUUGUAGAGAGAAAUACGACAAUAUAUAUAUUAAAUCGUUUUAUUUAUU
This is a messenger RNA of Vollenhovia emeryi, 2698 nucleotides long. RefSeq lists its product as uncharacterized. The coding region runs from base 357 to 2561 and encodes 734 amino acids. Gene Ontology annotation, cellular component: plasma membrane. The transcript is spliced from 9 exons. The record is from RefSeq and is a predicted model, not a curated record. Lineage: Eukaryota; Metazoa; Arthropoda; Insecta; Hymenoptera; Formicidae. Gene Ontology annotation, molecular function: protein binding.